Messenger RNA from Branchiostoma floridae (Florida lancelet), 1509 nucleotides. RefSeq names its product high mobility group nucleosome-binding domain-containing protein 5-like. The transcript has 5 exons. Lineage: Eukaryota; Metazoa; Chordata; Leptocardii; Amphioxiformes; Branchiostomatidae. The coding region runs from base 258 to 884 and encodes 208 amino acids. The record is from RefSeq and is a predicted model, not a curated record.
GAAAUCGUUGACGCGGAGGGAGAAAUGACCUUGGAGAUGCGAACGUACAAGUCUCCAGACUUCGGAGCAAGCUACAAGUCUACUGACUUCCCCAUUAAGGUCACACCGGAUGACCGUCUGAACUUUGGCCUGAGCGUGACGUCACCGCUUGACAACGUGGAGCUGUUUGCACGUGACUGUGUGUCCACCCCCAGCACCGACCCGAACGACUCUCCAAGGGUCGACAUCAUCGUGGAUGGGUGUACUUCCACUGCACCAUGAUCGUCUGCUUCAAGGACAACCCGAACUCAAGGUGCAGCCAGGGCUGUAUCUCCUCCGUACGGGGCAGGCGGGACACCUCCGGAUCCGGCGGGCAGGACGGGAGGGUUCGCCGGGACAGCAACGGGGACACCUCCGGCGGGCAGGAUGGGAGGGUUCGCCGGGACACCUCCGGCGGGCAGGACGGGAGGGUUCGCCGGGACACCUCCGGCGGGCAGGAUGGGAGGGUUCGCCGGGACACCUCCGGCGGGCAGGACGGGAGGGUUCGCCGGGACACCUCCGGCGGGCGGGACGGGAGGGUUCGCCGGGACACCUCCGGCGGGCAGGAUGGGAGGGUUCGCCGGGACAGCCACCAGGACCACCAGGGAAGAAUUUCGCAGGGGCCGUUCGAGCUGCAGUUUGAAGACGAAGCAGGAGCAGGACCAGCUGGAGUCCCGGUGGGAACCAUGUUUGGGGCGUUUCUUGGGGUUGUCGGGAUCAUGGCCCUCCUGAUCGUGGCGGUUCUCCUGGUUCUGGCCUUCAGGCGCAAGAAACGACAGGAUGACGACACCGUCGGACUGGACAACAAGGCCUUCCAGACCUGGUGGAGGAUGACCACGAUUGACACCUCAAACACCAAGGCAUGACGCGUUCCACCAGAGCCGGAGUUAAGAAGACGAAAAACGUAGGAUUUUGCCCCUAGUCUUUUCUUUGUAGCUCAAACAAACCUUUGUAAUUGUCAGUUUGCUUCGAUUUGGUGAACAUAACAAACAGCGAUGAUACGACUUUCCGCCUAAACUUGCAGCCCUCCUUGUAAAGUUGUUGUAGUGAAGUGUCAACAAACAUUUGAAAGAAGAUAUGCUAUCCAUCCUAUCCUUUACAGUGAAGUGAACUUUAUAAUCGUACAUUGUAGACAGUCAACAGUAUAACCUGGCUCUCAAUCUCAACGUAUUGCAGAUGGAGCUAUCACCAAAAACAUUGGUAAAAACAACUGUUGAAACUCCACCUAAACUUAGUGCAAUAUACUUCAUAUCAUAAUACAAUAAUGGGGGAAAAAAAGAAAAAAACAGUGGGUCUUUAUCUUAACUUAGACAAUGUGAUGAACUUUAUAAUUGCGUAACAUAGUAUAGAUUUUCCAUCUGAAUUCCCACAACAAACAACAACGAAAAAAAAAGAAAAAAAUCAUAUCAAAAAUGCCCCCAUCUAAACUUAGACAGUGCAGUAUGCUGCAGUAUAAACAUAUAACAAUAGUUUAUAUAACAAUACAACAAC